Messenger RNA from Prunus armeniaca (apricot), 441 nucleotides. NCBI's taxonomy places the organism in Eukaryota, Viridiplantae, Streptophyta, Magnoliopsida, Rosales, Rosaceae. The record is from the annotation of a GenBank genome assembly.
AUGACGCUAGGUUCAGGAGGAUCGGGUGUCGUGGUCCCACGAAACUUCAGAUUGCUGGAGGAACUUGAACGUGGAGAGAAAGGUAUUGGGGAUGGCACUGUCAGCUAUGGAAUGGAUGACGGAGAUGACAUCUACAUGCGUUCUUGGACUGGUACCAUCAUUGGUCCCCACAAUACCGUACAUGAAGGACGAAUCUAUCAGUUGAAGCUGUUCUGUGAUAAAGAUUACCCUGAGAAGCCACCAAGUGUUCAUUUUCAUUCACGGAUUAACAUGACUUGUGUUAACCAUGAAACUGGAGUGGUGGAACCGAAGAAGUUUGGACCUCUUGCGAACUGGCAGCGUGAGUACACCAUGGAGGAUAUACUUACACAGCUGAAAAAGGAGAUGGCAUCCCCACAUAACCGGAAGUUGGUCCAGCCUCCAGAAGGUACCUACUUCUAG